Molecule: messenger RNA, 255 nt
Organism: Huiozyma naganishii CBS 8797
Lineage: Eukaryota; Fungi; Ascomycota; Saccharomycetes; Saccharomycetales; Saccharomycetaceae
Gene: TMA10
Product: Tma10p
Exons: 1
Coding region: 1-255 (84 amino acids)
Source: RefSeq, a predicted model, not a curated record
AUGACUAGAACUAACAAAUGGACCGUUAGAGAGAAGACCGCGGACGCGAAGUACUUCACGCGGACUGGGAACUUCGGGGAGUCCCCCAACAACGUGAAGAAGGAAGGGUCCGGGAAGGGCAACUGGGGGAAACCCGGUGACGAGAUCAACGAUCUGAUUGACGAGGGGGAGAUCGGGCCCAUCUUCAACAAGCAGAGGAGAGGGUCCAACAGCGUCAAGAACGAGAGACGGCUCUCUGACGCGCAGAGGAACUGA